This is a messenger RNA of Pleurotus ostreatus (oyster mushroom), 972 nucleotides long. RefSeq lists its product as uncharacterized. Lineage: Eukaryota; Fungi; Basidiomycota; Agaricomycetes; Agaricales; Pleurotaceae. The transcript has 4 exons. The record is from RefSeq and is a predicted model, not a curated record. The coding region runs from base 1 to 972 and encodes 323 amino acids. Gene Ontology annotation, biological process: carboxylic acid metabolic process. Gene Ontology annotation, molecular function: oxidoreductase activity, acting on the CH-OH group of donors, NAD or NADP as acceptor.
AUGGAUCCCCCAGCUAUGGACCCCAAUGUUUUGUCCUCAAGGUCGCGAAUUGCGAUCCUGGGUGCAGGAUCUGUCGGCUCCUCCAUCGCGCUAUGCCUUAUUCUGAAUCCUGUCGCGAGUGAAGUCAUCUUAGUAGAUCCCAAAGUCGAACUACGAGACGCUCAGGUCAAGGAUCUGGGCGAUGCCACGACUUACCACGGCGCUGUUGGUGGCGGAGGUGUCAAGAUUCGCAGCGGAACUCACAAAGAUGCUGGUCAAUGCGAUGUCAUUGUAAUCAGCGCGGGCGCAAAGCAGAGGCACGGGGAAUCACGUACCGACCUUCUAGGUCGCAAUCUCCAUAUCCUUCGUUCCGCCAUUAACGACAUGAAGCCUUUCCGAGAAGAUGCCGUCAUUCUCAUCGUCGCAAACCCCGUCGACGUCCUCACUUACUUCGCCAGAAAGUUCUCCGGCUUGCCUGAAGGACAGGUACUGGGCAGCGGGACCUUCCUGGACAGCGCCCGUCUCAGAGGUAUCUUGGCCGAAAAACUUGAUGUCGAUGCCGGGAGCGUCGACGGGUACGUGCUGGGCGAGCACGGUGAAACUCAAAUGGUGGCUUGGUCUUGCGUGACAAUCGGUGCCGUUCCCUUGGAGCAAUGUCUCCUACCGAACACAGUGCUCGACCGGAAGGCUAUUGCGAAGGAAACGCGAGAAAAGGCAGGCAAAAUUAUCCAAGCAAAGGGCGCAACCGCGUACGGCAUCGGCGCUCUCACUGGAAGUAUUUGCAAAUCGAUCCUGUUCGACCAGCGCAACGUUCGGCCGAUCUCCCACUGGAUCGAAGAGAUGGAGUGCUGUUUGAGCCUUCCGGUUGUGCUGGGACGCAAAGGGGUUCUGCGUACAUUGAGGAUGCCACUGAAUGAAGAGGAACAGGCGUCUUUGGCGGAGAGUGCAAGCGCAUUGAGAGGGUUCAUCAGCGAUGCGGAGAAGAUACCUUGA